AUGCGCUGUGGCGUUGGUGAGCUUGAUGGGAUUCCUUGGCCGUUGUUACAAUGUGGAGCAGAGCUCCUAGUGCGGAGCAAUCCAGGUCGGCCAGAAGUAGAACAAGCAAGGUGGGAUGUGAGGUUGUGCCUUACUAUCUUUAAGACAUUCUUCGUGCAAGUAAAAAAAAAAAUCUUAACCGGUCAUCAGCAGAGUGUGGUGGUUGGAAUUGUGUGCCCAGAUACUGUCGACCUGGUUGGCCGCGUUGACCUGGGUCUGCUCCCUCCCGGUGUCGAGGUGCGGCCGGGCAUUUGCGAGCAGCGGCCGGCUUGGCUGGACGCGGACGGCACACCCAUGUUCCUCGGGCCGGACACCGCUUACGGCAUCUCGCGCGGCGCCAACCUCUCGGUGUCCACGCUCGAAGCAUUUCCAUUCGGCUUUCCGCGAGACUUCUCGGUGCUGGCCACGUUCCGCAUGGAACAGAACACGCGAGGCUACCUGCUCUCCGUGUACGACUGGAAUGACGAGGAGCAGCUGUCGCUGCACGUGGGCGAGAACCUGACGUUCGCGCUGCGUUCCGCCAACGGCAACGGCAGCACCAUCUACGCGGCGGACUUCACCGAGCUUUUCAACGACGGAAAGUGGCACCGUAUGGCGCUGAGCGUGAAAGGGGAUGCGGUCACGCUGGUCAAAGACUGCGUGGUGCGCGAGACUGAGGAGAUGGCCCGCUCCGACGACGUGCUCGUCGACACCUCUGGUGUCACUCUGGUCGGACAGGCGUUGGACAUCAAUAUCGACCCCUUCCAGGGAGACCUGCAACAACUGCUGGUGGUGCCUGCGCCGGACUCGGCCUACGAGUUGUGCAGUAGCUACGUUCCAGGAUGCGCCAUCCCGCUGCCGCCGCUAGACGCCGACUACGGAGACCCGCUUUACAACAGGACCGAUCCUGCUGAGAAGGAGCCGCAGCCGGGUCGAGCCUACUACAACGAAACAACUCCGUAUUAUCCGGAGGGAGGGGUAACACCGAUCCCACCCUACUACCCAACGAUCAGCUAUCCCAUUGAGGGACCACCGGGCCCUCAGGGUUUUCCUGGUCCUGCUGGAUUUCCUGGACUUAAAGGCGACAAGGGAGACCCGGGAAGGGACGGACUUGCCGGCACGGCUGGGCAGCCUGGAGCCCCUGGACACAUCUUCAUGAUACCCUACCAAACAGCGGGAGACACCAAAGGUCCCGACAACACGGAAUCGCUGCGACAGAUGCUCAGCCAGCACAUGCUCGCGAUGCGGGGCGCCCCUGGACCAAUGGGCUUGACUGGUCUGCAUGGGCCAGUGGGUCCCAUGGGACCACAGGGCGAGAAAGGAGAGCGUGGGGAGCAAGGGGCUGUGGGACCACGAGGAAUGCGGGGCCAGCAAGGAACAUCUGGGAAGCCGGGAAGACGGGGACGAAGCGGCAAGGACGGGGAACGUGGCAAGCCAGGGCCUCCAGGGUCAAAGGGCGAUAUCGGCCUGCCGGGUCUUCCAGGCCUGCCGGGAGAGAAAGGUGAAAGGGGUUACGUCGGAGCUCCAGGUGACCAGGGGCUGGUCGGACACGAAGGGCCUCCGAGGAAAGCAAUUAACUGUUUUACUUCUCUAUCCCCUGGCAACGAAAUAGCAAUCUGCUUCGCUAACUAUGAGGGUAUAACGCGCCCAUUACCGAUGAAGGAACGCCAUAUAUGUAUAUGUUUGAAACAGUGGUUAACACUUGCCUUUCUCAUUGGCUACAAAACACAGGGUGACGAUGGAGCUACAGGGCUACCCGGACUUCCAGGAGAGAUGGGUCCACGAGGAUUUCCAGGCCCCCGGGGAUUCGUAGGGCUUCAAGGACCACCUGGCAUACCGGGAUCCGAAGGGCCUGUCGGACCGAAGGGUAGCACGGGUCCUCCGGGUGGACCUGGCCAGCCAGGCCAGCAAGGAAUGCAGGGCGCUGUGGGAUCGCCAGGCCCUCAGGGAUCUCCAGGACCACUGGGACCACCGGGGCCUAGAGGAAAGCCAGGCCUUCCAGGUCUCCCAGGAGCGGAUGGAAUGCCCGGACCACCAGGAAAUGCUGGUUCGCACGGCGGAAAAGGAGACAUGGGGCAUGCUGGACAGCAGGGGCCCACGGGAUUCCCAGGUCCUCGGGGCGUCAAGGGUGACGAUGGUCCACGAGGGCCGCUAGGUGACAAAGGCGAUAAGGGCGCACCGGGUGUGGACGGUCAAAAAGGUGACCACGGACUUCCUGGUGACGGGGGUCCUCCGGGUACCGAAGGCGUCCAAGGAAUAGAAGGUCCGGAAGGCCCCAAGGCAAGUAUGCGUCGCACCUACGGUAUAUGCACCCACGCGUAUAGUCGGAAAGGCAGCAGCAGCACUCAUAAGCAGCAGCCCAUGGGAUUUGAAGGACCUCGAGGAGAGAAAGGACCGCCAGGAGCACCAGGUGAAAAGGGUAAAAUGGGCAUUCCAGGAUUCCCCGGAUAUCCGGGAACGACAGGACCGAAGGGCGAAAAGGGAUUUCAUGGAAAGACCGGAGAGAAAGGUGACAAAGGCGACCGGGGACCAACCGGCCCACACGGAGAGCGAGGCCAAAUUGGACCGCGGGGGAACAGGGGCCAGAGAGGAAGAGUCGGAAAAAGAGGGGCGCCCGGAGAAAAGGGCAGCACCGGAGAGCCGGGACCUCCCGGCAUUCCCGGCGAGAGAGGGCCCCAGGGCCCUGAAGGCGCCAGAGGAUUCGUGGGAGUGCCAGGAUCGCCCGGUGCGUCAGGAAAGGAUGGGCCUCCGGGACCUCCAGGGGAGCGAGGGCCACCCGGUGAAACCGGCACCGCGGGACCUCCAGGGCCACCUGGCGUCAUCGGACCGGCGGGCCCUCCUGGUGAAACCGGAGCAUCCGGCGACAUCGGACCUCCUGGUCGUCCGGGCGUUCCUGGUGAGACAGGCUUGCCCGGACCUGCGGGAAAAGAAGGUCCAACGGGUCCUGUUGGCCUUCCGGGAAACAAAGGCCCCCCUGGGCCUCCAGGUCCUCCUGGUUUUCCAGGAGAGAGGGGAAACAUGGGCCCACCGGGUUUCCCUGGUCCUAAAGGGGAAAUUGGGCUUCCAGGAGGGCUCGGGCCACCUGGCGAGAAAGGAGACAUCGGCCUACCUGGUGACCCCGGACCUGCAGGUGAAAAGGGACGCAGCGGUCCUGUCGGUCCACUAGGGCCAGCGGGCCCAAAGGGAGACAAGGGUGACCUGGGAGGUCCUGGUCCCCUCGGCAGAGACGGACUUCCGGGAGCCAGGGGACUCCCAGGACCGCCAGGACCCGUUGGACCACCAGGAGAGGACGGAGACAAGGGAGACUCCGGCCUCCCUGGUCAGAAGGGGCUGAAAGGUGCGAAGGGUGAUACGGGACCUCCCGGUGUGGCUGGGCCUCAAGGAUUGAGGGGAGAGCCUGGCGUACCAGGCGCAGAAGGCGAGCCAGGUCCUCCGGGUCCCGCCGGACCUCGAGGAAGCAAAGGAGAGGAUGGUCCCAUCGGAGCCAUUGGCACUGCCGGGGCCCCCGGAUCACAGGGCCUUCCUGGUCCCCGCGGUGGGAAAGGUGACAAGGGAGACGUAGGCAAAAAGGGGCCUCCUGGACUGGCGGGAAUGCCGGGCGAGCAAGGCCCUGCAGGAGCCAAGGGCGGCGAAGGCAUCCCUGGUUCCCCGGGACCCGAAGGUCCUCAGGGCCAGAAGGGUGACGACGGACCGCCCGGUCUUCCGGGGUCUCCGGGCAAAGACGGCGAACCGGGACCAAGAGGUCCUCCGGGCCCUAAAGGUGAAGAAGGGAAGCCUGGCCUUCAGGGCGUGCCUGGUGUCAAGGGACCUCCAGGGCUCGAAGGGCCGAAAGGCUCACCCGGUCCUCCGGGCUUUCCGGGGCCCCCGGGUGAAGCUGGGCUGCCGGGGGUAAAGGGCGAGAGAGGCAUUGACGGAGUCGACGGCCAGCCAGGCGAGCCUGGCCCAAUGGGAUCAAAAGGCGAAAUGGGCAAGAUGGGAACACCUGGAGCCCCUGGAAAGCAGGGCCCGAUGGGUCCAGCGGGCCUCCAAGGGGACGUCGGUCUUCCGGGAGACAAAGGUGACAAGGGUCAGAUGGGGCCACAGGGACUCCAGGGCCCGACGGGACCACCGGGUCCACCCGGACCAGCGGGAGCACCCGGCCUGCGAGGGUCACCGGGCCCCGCAGGUGACGUUGGAGCGCCUGGCUUAGUGGGGCCACCUGGCCAGCCCGGGAGUGUGGGCGCACCGGGCGACAAGGGCAUGAAGGGUGACAGAGGAAAGCGGGGCCUCAAGGGUCACAGUGGCCUGCUAGGAAGGACAGGUGUCAAGGGCGACACUGGUGAAAAGGGAGAGAAAGGUCAACGCGGUGACACCGGACCUCCAGGACCUCAAGGACCCCAGGGACCCAUGGGAAUGGAAGGAGCUAAAGGCUCGGACGGGCCUCAGGGGGAGCCGGGACCCGAAGGAAUUCCGGGGCCUAAAGGUGUUCAGGGACCAGCAGGAAUGAAGGGUGAAACAGGACCACCAGGACCUAUUGGACCUCCUGGCCCGCCGGGCGAGGGACCCCAGAUUCCUCCAGAGAUGCUGUUCCAGAGGGACCGCCACAACAGGUUCAAGCGCAGCCUUGAAAAACUCGACAACAGCAGCGUCGAAGACGAUCACGCUGUCCCCUCUGGUGACAGUGACGACGACGAUGAGCACAACUCGACGAUGACAGCAGAACCGCUGAGUGAAGCAUCGUUCGAGAGGAUCAACCGGACGCUGACGCACAUCUUCGCCAACGUGUAUAUCAUGCGGCGGGAGAUUGAACACAUCCGGAGGCCCGUGGGCUCGCAGCCCAACCCGUCCCGGUCGUGCCGUGACCUGAAGCUUGCGCACCCGGACACCCCCGACGGAUGGUACUGGGUGGACCCCAACCUUGGCGUGCCGGACGACGCAGUGCGCGCCUACUGCGGCAUGCGCGCCGGCGGCGAGACCUGCGUGUUCGCCGACGGAGGCGAGGACUCGGUGCGCAUUUCCAGGUGGGAGAAGCCUUCAUCUUACGCCGCUGACAACGGCUCAUCGUCAUGGUUCAGCGAACUCAAGGGUGGCUUCAGGGUGGGCUAUCGCACCGUUGGCGACGUACAGCUGCGCUUCCUCGGUCUUCUGAGCACCGGAGCCUACCAGAACUUUACCUUCGUUUGUAACAACGUGAACGCCUGGUACAGCCAACGGACCAAGGACCACGCUCACGCGCUGCGCUUCCGGGGCCGCAACGCUGCUGUCAUCAGUGUCGAGAAAAACAGCCCAACUGUACCCGUAGAUGACUGCCAGUACCGGGAUGGCAAGACGGUGUUCGUGUUCAAGACCAAGGAGCCAGCCACACUGCCCAUUGUAGACUUCCAGCCAUCCGACUUCGGCGGCGAACACCAGUCCUUUGGAUUCGAGAUCGGGCCAGUUUGCUUUCAAUAAAGUGAAAUUUUUUU
Dermacentor andersoni is the source of this 5462-nucleotide messenger RNA. Lineage: Eukaryota; Metazoa; Arthropoda; Arachnida; Ixodida; Ixodidae. The record is from RefSeq and is a predicted model, not a curated record.